UUCGUUGAAAAUUUAAAACGUGCAUUUUAUAUUUCAAUCCAAUUUUAAAGAAAAUUUUAUGACACUUUUUGAAACCAUUUGUUCGAUCGAAAUAAUCGAGAUUUUUUUUUAAAUUUUAGAUUCGAAGUACACAUUGUAAUUGUAUAACCUGUACAAACUUAUCGAACGAGCAUGAAAUACGUAAAUUCGAGUACACGCAAACCUGUGUAACAUUUCACGCACGAUGAUGAAAAAUGGAUUAUCUUCGCCGUUAAUCAUCAUCGAAGUGAAAUCGCUUCCGGAUCAUUCCCCUCGAGGCGAACGUCCCGUCGAACAGACUCGUAGCCACCUUCCGUCUCCACUUUGUUUUCGAUUGAAAACAUCAUGGCGAUUCCCACAUAAAACCCCUCGAUGAGUAUUUAGCCAUCAUACGGCGAGCAGCACCCGCGUUCUCAUUGGAGAUCAUGAAACUCUUGGCGGUGCUAUGCGCGCUGAUGAUACGAUGCGCCGCGUCAAAAUCAUGGAACAACGAUAGUAAGGUGAAAGCCUUGUAUAUGCCUCGACACCCGAUGUGACUUUCUUCUUUGCCCGUCAGGUUAUUCGGAGGAGUUCUUCGUGUUUAACUGGUUCGGAUAUUUAAAACGUUUGUCUUUGAUAAUCCUGAUGUUGUCCGGUAUUAUUCUCUACUAUAUUCCGGAAUCACGUCCACAUGCUCGUCGAAUAUGUUAUAUGUUGAUCGAUUUUACGGCAAACGGCUUAAAAUCUGCACUGAGCGCCCGGGAAAGCGAAUAUCUGUACGAGAAGAUUAAAUCCAAGUACGAUCGUAUUCGAUACGAGCAUUCGCUCGCUUCCCAGAAAUAUAUUUCGCCGGAAAUUCAAGAUGAGAAUGAGAACAUCCAUCGACCUCACAAAAGUAUCUCCAAAAAAUCGAAAGUCUAUUUGGCCGAUGAUAUGAUGGGAAAUAAGGAGAGGAUAAGGAAAAAGCACAAGGAUCGAAUCACGUUGUCCAAGUCACGUCACCUUCGCAGCAGUAUGAAAGAUAUCUCUAUGGGUGAUUGCGCGGAAAUCUCCAAACCGAUCUAUUUUUAUCCCGAAAAAUUGGACGAUUUUCAGAAAUACGUGAAAACAAGUUUGUCUGGUUUGAAACGCGAUAAGAAUUUAGAGAAUUACACACUUUUGAUCAGUGGCAAUCCACAACAAAUGGCGAUAUUCGAUCAGAAGUUCGAUAAGGAAGACAUGGUGAUUGUUCAAGAUCCGUACAUGAAAGUGGAGUACAAGGAAUGCGGCACUUCUACCGACAAACUGUCGGCGAAAGUGGAAGCCUCAAGCUCGGAUCAAGAGGGACCAACUAGAGACCUUAACGAGAAUGACAUGGAAACGUACAUAAAGGAAAUUGAAUUUAACUCGAUUCCGGAAAACACCGGAUCCAAAUAUUCCAUGAACAAAUUGUUGUAUCAAACAAGUCAAUGCCAAUGUGAACAAGAUUGUUGUAAACCCAAUGAAUAUUCUUUUGCAUCUUUGAAUAACAAGGCAGCUAUAUCAACGCAGUAUUUGUCCGAGCAUCAUUUAAGAUCGUCUCGAAGCUCGAUGAAUCCAAAACUGCGUAAAGUGUCACAAGAGAAUGAGAAUCUGUAUACAUCUAUCGAUUGCAAUAAUCACAUGGAUUCUUGUCCUAUGAAGCACGUUAAUUCGAACACUCGAAGAGUUGAUUUUAGAGAGGAAGAAAUACACGAGCACAACGAAGGAUCUGUCGAACAGAAACAAGCGGAGAAUAGGUAUUAUGAAAAUAUAAUCAAAUCACGGAAAAAAAAGUCUAGGAACAAUGAACCGCCGACUGGUUUCUGUUGCAACGAUUUUUCAUAUCUCACCGAUCGAGGAGGAGAAGCUGACGACGAAAAUUCUCAACAUAUGGAACGACCGAUUCGAAAGCACUAUCUCGAUGAGAAACCUCAAAAAGAGAAUACUUUGUUGGAAAGUUCGGACGAAUCGAUUUUGGAUUAUUGCGAAGGACUUGAUAUGGAGCCUAUCCUAAAAAAUCGAUUGAAACCAGCCCUGCUACGAGCGGUGAAUUGGAUCUUCGGUGGUUGCCCGGAAGCAUCGAGGAAAGCGGCGUUGAAACGAAACAAGAUCGAAAAGGAAGAGAACCAAGAGACCGACGAAUGGUUUCUGUAGUCAAGGGUGUUGAAUACCUCGUUGCAAAUCGUUUCACACCGUCGGCAAAAUCGUGAUUCUGCAUCGAACAUUAUCCAUUUCACAUAGUACAUUCCAUCGAUCGUUAAAUUUGCGAAGUUUAUCCAUAAAUUUAAAAAAAAAAAAACAUUUUGUUCGUCUUUAAUUUGAAUAAAUGUGGGUUUAUCGUUC
Molecule: messenger RNA, 2340 nt
Organism: Apis cerana (Asiatic honeybee)
Lineage: Eukaryota; Metazoa; Arthropoda; Insecta; Hymenoptera; Apidae
Source: RefSeq, a predicted model, not a curated record